GGAGAUAUAUGGAAUCCUGAUGAUAAUUCAACUAAUCAUAACAUAAAUGUAAUGUUGAACCCCUUGGAUGCCACUUCUCAUUGGAAAUUAUCACCACAUGGUUUAGAGAUAAGAAAUGACAAUUUUACAUUCGAAUCAAUUCGUGCUACGACAGGAGUUACUUCCGGAAGAUGGUUCUAUGAAGUUCUAUUGCUCACCAAUGGUAUUAUGCAGAUUGGAUAUGCAACCAAACGCUGCACGUUUGGACCAGAAGAAGGUACAGGUAUUGGCGAUGAUCAUUACGGAUUUGCGUAUGAUGGUUGUAGAAAUGUUUUAUGGGCAAAUGGUGUAUCCAUACCAUAUGGUGGCAAUGUGUCAUGGAAACCAGGAGAUAUUGUGGGUGUAUACAUGGAUAUUAACCUUGGUUGUGUUCGUUUCUAUCUUAAUGGCAAAGAUUUGGGAAUGGUACAUCCCCUCAACAUUGUUCAAUUUCGGAAAUUGGCCGAAAGUGGACUGCAUCCUGCCUUAUCAUUUACCUCAUAUCAACAAGCUGUUGUCAAUUUUGGAGCCGAAAAAUUUCGAUAUCCACCGUCAUCAUUAUCUUAUCAAAAGCUUAAUAAUUAUGGCCAACUAUCAGCAGAACUCCGCGAUUCAAUACAAAAGAGAGUUUGGAGAACUUCACGUUACCGAUCAAUUUCCAUAAGUUCUAGUUUGAAGCAGCAAUUUGAGACGACUGAAGAUGACUUUGAUGCACAAUGUUCUAUUUGCUUUGCAAUGCCUCCUUGCAUUACCCUGAGGCCAUGUAAUCAUGAUGGAUUUUGCGUGGAAUGUGCAAAAAUGAUGAAUUUAUGGAGCCCAAUUUCAUUGAGAAAGCAUAUGAAUAAUAAUGAUAUACCACCCUCCCCUACAAAAUUGUCCUCUUCAUCCACGUCUAUUUCAUCAUCAAUUCCAUCCACAGCGAUCGUUUUACCCCCAACGCCACCUGAUUCCCGUUCAGAUUCUUCAAUCACCUCAUUGGAGCCGGAUAUUUCACGUGGACUAGAGCCAUAA
Messenger RNA from Racocetra persica, 1029 nucleotides. The record is from the annotation of a GenBank genome assembly. Lineage: Eukaryota; Fungi; Glomeromycota; Glomeromycetes; Diversisporales; Gigasporaceae.